This is a messenger RNA of Huiozyma naganishii CBS 8797, 1809 nucleotides long. It is a transcript of the gene SRP101, whose product is annotated as Signal recognition particle receptor subunit alpha. Gene Ontology annotation, cellular component: endoplasmic reticulum membrane. The coding region runs from base 1 to 1809 and encodes 602 amino acids. Gene Ontology annotation, biological process: SRP-dependent cotranslational protein targeting to membrane. NCBI's taxonomy places the organism in Eukaryota, Fungi, Ascomycota, Saccharomycetes, Saccharomycetales, Saccharomycetaceae. The transcript has a single exon. Gene Ontology annotation, molecular function: protein binding; signal recognition particle binding; GTPase activity. The record is from RefSeq and is a predicted model, not a curated record.
AUGUUUGAGCAGUUGGCCAUCUUUACCCCCCAAGGUCAGGUACUUUACCAGUUCAAUUGCUUGGGCAAGAAAUUUGCCGAGUCUCAAAUCAAUGCGUUUCUGAACCAGCUGAUACUGUCACCGGUGACCAAGAAGGACUCUGUGGGUGGGAAGUUCAACUUGGUAAAUGUGCAGAGCGGUGCUACAAAGUCCUUCUGUGCCAUGUUCUACGUGGCGAAGCAACCGGAGUUUUACUUUGUCAUAACAUUUGCGGAGCAGAAUUUACAACUGGAUAGAGAGGCUGAAGAAACUUUAACUCUGGCGUUGAAACUGUGGGAAUCGUUGGGGAUCCGUGAAGAUAUAAAUGAGAAUAUGAGCAAGAAAAUGGAUGAGCUUCAUGAUUUAGAAGAGUCGUUGGCGAAAUUUGACCAGUUUUUGAGGGCUAAAUAUGAGGAAUCUAUCAAGUACACCGUUAGUUCUACGCCUGCUGCUGCGUCGAAGGAGCAAUCUCCAGGAAACACAGUGGGUAAGAAUAAGAAUAAGAAGGUGCAGCAACAGGCUCGGAGCGCACCAUCGAACCAAGGGAGAAAAUGGGGCCGCGAUGGGGUGAUCGAAGAUACGAGCAAUGUUGACAUGAAAACUUUGGACUUUUCCUCAAAGAAAACCAAAUCUACUUCUGAUAACUCCGUUUCUGUUCAAGAAUCAGCGAUCGAUAAAGAUUCGUUUGGUAAUAGAACGGAGGGAGGAGACUUCUUGAUCAAACAAAUCGAUGAUUUGCUGACGACAUCGGCGAAGGAACCCACCACCACUUCAGGUGCUAACAAGUAUGCUAACUCUGCCUUUGGAUUUUUGCAGAAGCACUUUCUUGGUAACAAGACGAUAACUGAGCAGGAUCUAGUCUCCGUCCUGGACAAGCUGAAGCAACAAUUGGUCACCAAGAACGUCGCACCGGAAGCUGCCGAUUAUUUAACUGCACAAGUUAAACGCGACAUUUUAGGAUCUAAAACAGCAAACUGGACCACUGUCGAGGAUACAGCACGCGAAUCGUUGACGAAAGCGCUUACUGAGAUCUUAACACCCGGUGUUUCCGUGGAUCUUUUGCACGAAAUUCAGAAGAAGACAGGCAAAACAGAUUCCGAAGGGAAGAAGUCACCCUAUGUGUUUUCCGUCGUGGGGGUCAACGGUGUUGGUAAGUCUACAAACUUAUCCAAGCUGGCGUUCUGGCUACUUCAGAACAGUUUCAGAGUGUUGAUCGUUGCUUGUGAUACAUUCAGGUCUGGUGCCGUUGAACAGCUUAGAGUGCACGUUGAGAAUCUUGCACAGUUGAUGGAUCAAUCAUACGUUCGUGGGUCUAGGAAUAAAAGGGGUAAGACAGGUAACGACUACGUUGAAUUGUUUGAGGCCGGUUACGGUGGCAGUGACCUUGUAACCAAGAUUGCUAAGCAAGCUAUCAAAUAUGGGCAUGACUACGAUUUCGAUAUAAUUCUGAUGGAUACCGCUGGGAGAAGACAUAAUGACCCAACAUUGAUGUCGCCCCUUAAAUCUUUUGCUGAACAGGCCAAACCAGACAAGAUCAUCAUGGUCGGUGAAGCUCUGGUUGGGACAGACUCUGUUCAACAAGCCAAAAACUUUAACGACGCCUUUGGGAAAGUACGGAAUCUGGAUUUUUUCAUCAUCUCAAAAUGUGAUACAGUCGGUGGUAUGCUCGGUACGAUGGUUAACAUGGUAUAUGCUACAGGAAUACCAAUCCUUUUCGUCGGUGUUGGUCAAACAUAUACGGACUUGAGGACGUUGAGUGUAAACUGGGCAGUCAACACCCUAAUGUCCUAA